Mesoplodon densirostris (Blainville's beaked whale) is the source of this 906-nucleotide messenger RNA. RefSeq names its product leucine rich repeat containing 30 (gene LRRC30). Gene Ontology annotation, molecular function: protein binding. The transcript has a single exon. Lineage: Eukaryota; Metazoa; Chordata; Mammalia; Artiodactyla; Ziphiidae. The record is from RefSeq and is a predicted model, not a curated record. The coding region runs from base 1 to 906 and encodes 301 amino acids.
AUGGGGGCCAGGCAGUCUGGUGCCCGCUGCAAGGACAAGGGCCCCCCGGGGCGGGGGGUCCUGCGGGGGAGGCAGAAGUUCUCCCCGUGGGAUGAUGCUCUGCUGUCGGGGAGGGACCCGCGGUGUCUGCUGAAGCGGGGCCUGCGGCACGUCAGUUUCAGCCUGGUCACCAAGGGCAUGACGGAUGCUCCCGACUUCCUGUGGAGCCUGUCAGAGGUGCAGAAGCUCAACCUGUCCCACAACCAGCUCCGGGCCCUCCCGCCCGAGGUGGGGAAGCUGACACGGCUGGUGGUCUUGAACUUGUGCGGGAACCGCCUGAAGACCCUGCCCCGAGAGGUCAGCCUCCUCCAGAGCCUCAAGGUCCUGUUCGUGCACAUGAACUGCCUGACGGAGCUGCCGGCAGAGCUCAGCGCCUGCCGGAACCUGGAGGUCCUGAGCCUGUCGCACAACUUCCUGUCCCAGCUCCCCGCCAGCCUCGCCGACCUCUCCCGGCUGCGCAAGCUGAACCUCAGCCACAACCGCUUUGCCCACAUCCCUGUCUGCGUGUUCUCGCUCCGGGGGCUGGACUUCCUGCACGUGGGCUCCAACCGCCUGGAGAACAUCGCCGAAAGCAUCCAGUGCCUGGCCGGCCUGCAGAUCUUCAUUGCCGAGAGUAACAACAUCCACACCUUCCCCCGCUCCCUCUGCCUGCUCACGAGCCUGGAGCUGCUGAACUUGAACAACAACGACAUCCAGACCCUCCCGGAGGAGCUCCACCUGCUGUGCAGACUGGCCAGGAUCGCUUGGAACCCCAUGGACAAAGGGCUUCACAUUUCCCACAACCCUUUAUCCAAACCUCUGCCCGAGCUGCUGGAGGGGGGUCUGGAGAUGCUCUUUAGCUACCUGAAGGACAAAAAACACACCUGA